AUGUCCAACCAGCCGCUGCUCCAGGGCGUUGGCGAGAUUGCUGAGCCGCAGCCGCUGCCGCACGUGGCGGACGAGGGCCGGCGUAUCCAGCGGCGGCGGCUCGCCAAGCAAAGAGCCGCCGAGGAUGAGAGCGACGCUGCCGUAUAUGACACGUACCAGGCACCCGGCCGCACGCGCUCACUGGUACGGCCCGAGCGCGCAACGGCCGGCGGACAGCAGCAGGGGCGCGGCGGAGCCACACACAAGGGCUCAGCAGCAGCAGCUCGUCACCGACGCAAGCAGCCAGGCUCCACUGGGGUGCGCGGCAGGCGGUGCUGCGCAAACCCAUGGCAAACAUACUGCCGGGCAGUGACCUUUUGGGCGCCAGGACGUGUCCUAAAGUGCUUCGGUAUGCCGGACGCGGCUGUGCAAAUGGCGUGGCGCGAGAAAAUCGGCCUUGUCAGUCUCAUCCUGAUGCUUAUGGGCGUCAUUGCGUUUAUUACGUUUGGCUUGCAGCAGGUGCUGUGCGGGCUGUCGGGCAAGCAGACGCGCGUCAAGUGGUCAGAGGUCAGCAGCAGCACUGUUGUUGUCAACGGCCGCGCCUACGACAUUGCCGACUUUGGACACCCAAAGUCGUCGCCGUGGACGGGCCCAGCCGGUGCCAAUCUGAUGGGCGCGCCGGCCAACGCGGGCGGCAAGGACUUGAGCUUUCUGUUCCAGAACCCGAACGGCGCCUGCAAGCGCGUGCUCAACUACGCCGACAGCAUAACGGACAGCAGCGGCAACGUCAUCAGCGCCUUCCCUUGCGUCUACUACAACAACACCAAGCAGCUCAACGCCGAUCAGAUCCCCAACAACCAGGGCUGCCACAACACAGCAGCAGGGCGGCGCGCCUUGCAGCAGCUCAGCAGCGUGCCGGUGCAGUACUCGUGGGAAGACGUGCGCGCGCAAUCCAACCUUGUGGUUUUCAAUGGCGCUGUGCUGGACCUGCUUCGUGGCCAGUUCCUGCUGUCUGGCGUCCAGGUGCCGGAUGCCUUGGCGGAGAUGAUCCGCGGAUCGGCGCGCGGCAAGGACAUCUCGCUGCAGCUGCCCAGCGGCGACCGCAAGCGCCUGGGCCAGUGCAUGGUUGAUCUGUUCCGCGUUGGGUCGAUCGACGGGUCGUCGCUCGGCUGCAUCGCAGCCAACAUUGUCCUGUACGUGUCUCUGAUAGUCAUCCUCGGCGGCGUCUUUGCAAAGUUCGUCAUGGCCAUUUACUUUGGCUGGUUCAUGGGCCCGCGGCUCGGGCAAGUGGCCACGACGUCAACGCCCGAGGACCGCCGCGCGCGCCAGGCCGAGAUCGAGGCCUGGGCGGACGUCAAUAACCAUGUGGGCAAAGAAAAGCUCGAGCGCAACCGCGCCAACAACCGCAUGUCAAGGUUCUUCCCGACCACCUCGCGCUACUCGCACUUCAUGCCUGGCGACGAGCCAGGUGCGCGCGACAAGCCUAGGGUCGCGGCCAGCAGCGGCGGCGGCGGCGGCGGCGGCGGCGGCGGCGGCGGCGCGCGUGCACACUCGGGCAUGCCUCGGCACUCGGCGUUUUUCUCGGACCACCGCGCCAGCCACUACGCGGCAAUGUCCGACACGCCGAUGCCCGACACGCCGGCCGACACGAUGCCCUUAGCGAAGCCCGUGGACGUACACGCACUGCAGCUGCCGCCCAGCCGGCCGCCGGCCACGGCGUCGCCGUUCAACUUUGAGCUUGCGUACACGCUUUUGCUUGUAACGUGCUACUCCGAGGGCGCACACGGCAUCCGCACAACGCUGGACUCGCUGUGCGGCACCGACUACCCGGCGUCGCACAAGUGCCUGUUUAUCAUCUGCGACGGCCUGAUCCGCGGCGCCGGCGAGGACCUGUACACGCCGGACGUCUGCCUCUCAAUGAUGACCGACUUUGUCAUUCCGCCGGACCGCGUCCAGCCCUACUCGUACGUGUCCAUCGCACAGGGCGCCAAGCGCCACAACAUGGCCAAGCUCUACGCCGGCUUCUACGCGCCCAGCGACGCGUCGCCCGAGCACGCGCGCGCCAACCGCGUGCCGAUGGUGCUUGUCGUCAAGUGCGGCACGCCCGAGGAGGCCAACGAGCCCAAGCCGGGCAAUCGCGGCAAGCGGGAUUCGCAGAUCAUCCUGAUGAGCUUCCUGCAGCGCGUCAUGUUCGACGAGCGCAUGACGGAGCUCGAGUACGAGCUGUUCAACGCCAUGUGGAACGUCACGGGCGUCACGCCGGACAACUUUGAGAUUGUGCUGAUGGUCGACGCCGACACAAAGGUGUAUGUGGACAGCGUCACGUGCAUGGUCAAGGCCAUGGUCGACGACCCGUCGAUCAUGGGCCAGUGCGGCGAGACCAAGAUCGCCAACAAGACCGACUCGUGGGUGACGAUGAUCCAGGUGUUCGAGUACUACAUUGCGCACCACCAGGCCAAGGCCUUUGAGUCGGUGUUUGGCGGCGUCACGUGCCUCCCAGGCUGCUUCUGCAUGUACCGCAUCAAGGCGCCCAAGGGCCAGCACGGCUACUGGGUGCCGAUCCUGGCGAACCCGGACAUCGUCGAGAACUACUCCGAGAACGUCGUCGACACGCUGCACAAGAAGAACCUGCUUCUGCUCGGCGAGGAUCGGUACCUGUCGACGCUGAUGCUGCGGACGUUCCCGAAGCGCAAGAUGAUGUUCAUCCCGUCGUCGGUGUGCAAGACCAUAGUUCCGGACGAAUUCAAGGUGCUGCUGUCGCAGAGGCGCCGGUGGAUCAACUCGACGGUGCACAACCUGUCUGAGCUCGUGCUGGUCAAUGACCUGUGCGGGACGUUCUGCCUGUCGAUGCAGUUUAUGAUUUUCAUGGAUCUGAUUGGCACGCUGGCGCUUCCCGCGGCGAUCAUCUUCACGUUCUACGUCAUCAUCAUUUCGACGUUUACGCGGCCCGUGCCGUGGCUGCCGCUGGCGCUGCUCGGCGUCAUCCUCGGGCUGCCCGCGGUGCUGAUCGGCCUGACAUCGCGCAAGCUCGUGUACAUCGGCUGGAUGCUCAUCUACCUCUGCUCCCUGCCUGUGUGGAACUUCGUCCUGCCGACAUAUGCGUACUGGCAUUUCGACGACUUCUCCUGGGGCCAGACCCGCAUGGUGCAGGGCGAGGGCAAGGACAAGGGCCACGGCGAGGGCAAUGGCGAGUUUGACUCGUCGCAGAUCGUCAUGAAGAGAUGGUGCGACUUCGAGGCCGAAAAGCGCCGCAAGACGCAG
Messenger RNA from Kickxella alabastrina, 3240 nucleotides. RefSeq names its product chitin synthase-domain-containing protein. The transcript is spliced from 2 exons. Gene Ontology annotation, molecular function: chitin synthase activity. Gene Ontology annotation, cellular component: cell septum; cell periphery. NCBI's taxonomy places the organism in Eukaryota, Fungi, Kickxellomycota, Kickxellomycetes, Kickxellales, Kickxellaceae. The annotation marks the transcript as partial. The record is from RefSeq and is a predicted model, not a curated record.